Molecule: messenger RNA, 1027 nt
Organism: Podarcis muralis (Common wall lizard)
Lineage: Eukaryota; Metazoa; Chordata; Lepidosauria; Squamata; Lacertidae
Gene: PDCD1
Product: programmed cell death 1
Biological process (GO): negative regulation of immune response; positive regulation of T cell apoptotic process
Cellular component (GO): membrane; external side of plasma membrane
Source: RefSeq, a predicted model, not a curated record
UUCGUCCGUCGCAGUUAGAUAAACCGAUGGGAGCGACGGCCAGGUUCACCUGUCGCUUGUCGGAGACCGUUCAACAUCAUUCCCUUAACUGGUACAAAUUGGGUGACGACAAGCAGCCGAAAUUACUGGACCUUGGAAAAAGGAAGUAUAGCCGCGCCAUGCUGAACGCGACGACCUUUGAAAUUAAAAUCUCGGACUUAGAGAUGAACGAUAGCGGGACCUACUUCUGUGGCCUCAUCUGCCCCUCGUUGAAGCUGACAGAAAGCAACAGGGCAAACCUCACAGUAACAGAGAAAGAGAAAGAACUUGAGCCUGGACUACCGUCGGAGGAGACGAAGCCUGGACUGCCGUCAGAGGAGAGGGAGGAUCACGGAGAGAUCCUCCUUGCUGUCGUCGGAGUUGGGCUGUUUCUGGUGCUCCCAGUUUUGUGUUACUACCUCUUUAACCUCAUCCGGAGAAAGCAAGAGGAAGAAAAACUGCAGGAUGAAAAUGCUCCCUUGGAAGAAGGCCCUCCCGCCGUGAGCGUUUUCACCGUGGAUUAUGGGGUGCUGGAGUUCCGGGCAGCGGACAACGCUCAGAGAGCCCCCCAUGAGCGCUUCGCUUCCGACCAGACCGAAUAUGCCACCAUCAUCUUCCCCCCGGAAAAGCCGCUCGCUGCCAAAGGAGGCAAAAAGACUAAGAAACCGAAGAGCUGCCCCAGCAGAGCGGAGCCGCACUGAAGGGGCGGAAGCGAAACCUCCCCCUUUUGAACUUUGCAUUCUCCCCGAUUCCUCAACGGUCCCGGGACCACACUGCAAGCACUGGGGAUUCAUUUGCAAAGUCAGAACAUGCUGGGGCUCAAAGCUGCCUGGAAGCCACAUCUUCUGCACGACAACCCUUGCCACUGCAUUGCAGAAGCACGCAGGCCGCACUGCACAUGCUCAGAGGCACUGUUGUCAUAGGACCUGUUAACGGAGAAAUCUGAGGGCUCCCUUGGACAAAAAACAAGGACAGCAGCCAGUAGGCAUGGUCUUUCUUGAAGACUGUC